GGCAGUCAUGAUAAAAGCAGUACUUUUAGUGUCCGCGGUCUUCUUAAUAGAUUUUUGUACAUCUAAUAGUUUAGAACUUGGCACGACUGUCAACGGUCAGCUAGCUUACGUCGAUAGUGUCAAGUUAUCUUCAAUACCCUUAAAAGUCAGGACGAAGAAUGUAUUCUACAGUGGCAAUAACACUAUCAAGGGCAUUAAGGUGCUCGACAUGGCCAAGUCAAAAGCUAAAGUAAGCGUGACGUCAGGAGGCGUUGGCUUCACCUUCACCAACAUUAAGCUGAAGAGUGAGAGAGGGGGAGAAAUCAACUACCAAGUUCAAAUUUUCGUGUAAACAAG
Messenger RNA from Bicyclus anynana (squinting bush brown), 336 nucleotides. RefSeq lists its product as uncharacterized. The transcript has 2 exons. Bases 8 to 331 code for a protein of 107 amino acids. NCBI's taxonomy places the organism in Eukaryota, Metazoa, Arthropoda, Insecta, Lepidoptera, Nymphalidae. The record is from RefSeq and is a predicted model, not a curated record.